Messenger RNA from Ilex paraguariensis (yerba mate), 831 nucleotides. Lineage: Eukaryota; Viridiplantae; Streptophyta; Magnoliopsida; Aquifoliales; Aquifoliaceae. The record is from the annotation of a GenBank genome assembly.
AUGGGAAGCAAGGGACAGGAAAACACUAGUUUGCCGAUUAAUGGGGGCAAUGGGGUGGAACCAUUUCGUGGGAAAUCGAGCUCCAUUUCAUUUGCUGGUGUGACUCAUCAGUUGGUUGAAGAAAGUAAAUUAGUGUCAGCUCCUUCCGCAGAAGGCACCGGCUCGUUUCUCUGGGCGUGGGCUCCUGUUGCCCUGAUUUCAUCACUAGUCCUUCCGCAGCUCUUCGUUGGUACUGCAAUUGAUGAAUUCUUCAGUGAUGAGAUCCUUUCAGAAAUUGUUGCCUCAUUUGCUUCUGAUAUCUUCUUCUAUAUCGGACUUGCAACAUUUAUGUUUGUUACCGACCGCGUUCAGAAGUUGUAUCUUCUGUUUAGCCCAAAAAAAUGGUGCCUCAUCACAGGUCUCAAAAGAUACUUGACAUCUGCAUUCUUCACUAUGGGCUUUAAGGUUUUUGCACCUCUCGUUGCUAUUUUUGUCAUUUGGCCAAUGCUUGGAUUGCCCACCUUAGUUUCAGUGGCUCCUCUCUUAGUUGGCUACUUGGCUCAAUAUGUAUUUGAAAAACUUCUUGACAAGCAAGGGUCAUCUUGUUGGCCUCGCGUGCCCAUUAUUUUUGAGGUCUACAAACUAUAUCAGUUGAGCAAAACUACUCAUUUCAUUGAGCAGUUAAAGUUUGCAAUAAAGGGUGCUACUCUGUCCCCAGAAGUGUUGGAAAGAAAUGGUGCAUUGGUUGCAAUGAUAAUGACUUUUGAAGUCCUUGGUGUGAUUUGCCUUUGGUCAUUGCUGACAUUUCUUCCGAGGCUCUUUCCUUCCAGACCUGUAGCAGAGAAGUACUGA